AUGCGGAAGUCGAUGUUGAUAGAAGCGAUGGGGAAUUACUGGUUGGGAGUGGAUUUCAAGGAUCCAUAUCGGUUCCAGAUGAAGAAAGAGGACGGACCCACCAACAGCAUCACUUCUUAUACCUUUUUCACCAGGGAUGAAAGAAGGUUUCCGCUUCCGGUCACCCUCAUUGAUACACCGGGUUUUCAAAAAGGGACAAUAGAGCUGGACCUGCAGUUGAUGGAAGACAUCCGCACUUUCGCCCAAGAAAUGGAAAUCCACGCCGUCGGUUUCGUCGUCCCUGGAUCUCAGGGUAGAUUGACGGCAGAGCAGAAGGUGGUGCUGGAGAACAUGAACAAAGUCUUAGGAGAAAAGACUGAGAUGUAUUUGUUUUGUACCUUCGCGGACGGGAAACGCCUCCCCGUCCUAGAAUCCGUGGUAGAAGCCGGACUAAAAUACAAGAAAUAUUUCGCCGUCAACAGCUCUGCCUACUUCGUCAAGGAGGAAGAAGAGGCACCUUCCACAGACGAUGACGAGGUGAAUGACGAGGUGGAAAAGGAAGGAACGAAAACGAAGUCCAUCAAUGAACUGCUAUGGCAGAUGACAACGGAUAGCAUCCAAGGAUUCAUCAGGGAUAUUCAGGCCCCAGGACGCCUUCGGUCAAGAGAAAAUAAAAAGGAAAAACACGAGGAGAAGUCUGGGAGACCUGCAGGUGAGGAGAGAGAGAAUCUAUUGAAGGAAGAAAGGAACAAUGAGGGAUCCACUCGUCCCAAUGGAGGGGAACCAGUUCAGGAAAAUGGAAACAGUCGUAGCUCCGGAGAAAUUUCGAAAGAAGAUUCAAAAAAACAAUUCCAUGAAAAUUUGAAAAUAAUUAGCCUGAAGGUCGAAGGAAAUGGCCACCCGACACUCCUUCUCCCAUUCACCUCAACUGCAGCUGAUGGAUUCCGAUUGGGCGAGGAUCAACAAGGCAGAAAUAGUCUGAAUGUUCUCUUCCUCGGCUUCACUGGAUCAGGGAAGUCGACGUUGGCGGAAGCAAUGAAGCAUUACCUACUCGGAGUGGACUUCCAGGAUUCCCAUCAUAACCAAGAGCAAAUCAGGCCUACGAAUACAAUCACCCUUUACAACUGUCGCUUUACUGACGAACGAAGGUUUUCUUGGAAAGUCACCCUCAUCGAUACCCCAGGAUUCCAUAGAGAAACGCCUGUAGAGCAGAAAAAAUUCGUGAAUGAUGUCUGCGCUUCUAUGAAAUCCAACCAUGAAGUGAACAUCCACGCCAUCGUCUACGGGAAAUUUACGGCGCAGGAGAAGUUGUUGCUGGGAAGCAUCACCAAAGUCUUUGGACGUGAGAAUGAGAGGACCCAGAUGACCUAUUUAUUCUAUACAUUCGCAGACAACAAUCCGUUACCCGCCCAAGAAUCCGUGAAGGAGGCCGGAUUGACCUAUAAUAAGCAUUUCCCCGUUAAUAGCUACGCCUACCUUGCCAAAGAGGAAAACGGUCCUUCCAUCGAUAAAAAUGAGAAAAUGAGGAAGGAUGCAAAAUCCAUCAAUGAAUUAUUGAGGAAGAUCACAACGGAUAGCUUUCAGCGGUUUUUCGACGACGUUCUGAGUCCGCCCAUUGAAGCCCUGAGCCUCAUUCCCUCG
Molecule: messenger RNA, 1620 nt
Organism: Darwinula stevensoni
Lineage: Eukaryota; Metazoa; Arthropoda; Ostracoda; Podocopida; Darwinulidae
Source: the annotation of a GenBank genome assembly